CGUGUUCCUUUGACCUUGUUGACUCCAAAAGAAGCUUCCAAAGUAAAAAGGGCCAAUUGCUUGCUUCUUGCCCUAAAUCUCUUUUUUUCCCCUACUUUCUCAAGUUUCAAAUGGACUGACAAUAAUAAUGAUUAUUAUUUUCAUAUGAAUUCAGUUGAUGUCAACUGAAAAUUCAGCUGCACAGUUCCUUGAUCCAGUGAAUUAGGUUUUGGAUGGUGAGGAACUUGGCAAUUUUGGAACCGAAAUGCCGGGUGAUCGGUAUUUUACUCGUGUAGAUACUUCAGAGUUGAAAUCUCGGAUCGAAAGGAAGAUUGGUCGUGUAAAUGCUGGGAAAUAUUUCCAUCUGGUUGCUAGAUUUUUGAGUCUUAAGAUCGGAAAACCCGAGUUUGAUAAGCUCUGCAUUGAUACAAUAGGGCGAGAGAAUGUUUAUCUUCAUAACCAUCUCCUUAGAUCAAUUAUUCGAAAUGCUUUGUUUUCGAAGAAUCCUGCAUUGAAAUUGGAAGGUUCUUUAAGUGUUGAAUCGCCAAAUGGGCAUCGGAGAAGUAAUCUUCAGUCGUUGUGCAAAGAUAUUCCUCAAUCCCCUCGUAAAGGUCGGACCCCGAAUCUUCGAGACCGUAAGUUGAGGGACCGAUUGAGUCCUUUAGGGCCUCAUGGGAAAAACCCUAAAGUUCAACAACAGCAGAGUGUGACUGAAUUGCUUUCGUUGGGUAGCAGACCCCCCGGUUCUGUGGAGGACGGAGAAGAAGUUAAUCAAGCUGAAGGGAGUCCGAGCAUUCACAGUAGGAGUCCUGUUAGAGCCCCACUUGGCAUCUCUUUCAACGCUAAAGAAACACGGAAAGUUCCUCGGAACGGAUUGGAAUCUGCUCCCAGGACUUGUCAUUAUAGAGGUGAACUGCCCGAUACCAGUUCAUUGAAAAAGAGGUUGGAACGGAAGUUGGAGAUGGAGGGAUUAAGCAUUUCAGUAGAUUCCGCUGAUGUGUUAAACAAUUGUCUCGAUGUUUUCUUGAAGAGAUUGAUAAAACCGUGCUUGGAACUUUCUAGUUCGAGAUCCGGACAGAAACUUAUAGAACCAGGUCAUAAUUGGUGCAUGUCCUCUUUGAACAGGAUUCAACCCGUGAAAUUUGGCCUAAAUCAAAGUCGGCACAUUUCAGCAUCAAUGUUAGACUUUCAAGUCGCAAUGGAGCUAAAUCCCUUCAUUCUUGGAGCAGACUGGCCAACACAACUCGAGAAGGUCUGCUUGCUUGCCCUAGAAAGUGAGCAGUAUUUUGCCCGAUUAUUUGGGUCAGAAGCAGGUUCCAUCCCGAGCAAUUUUGAAGUAUUUCGAUUAUGAAGUCCAUUCUAGCAUGGAUCUUGGUCAUACUAUUAACAGAUGAAGUAAAUAAUAAAGGCUACAAGAGCUUCGAGUCAAUCUGAUUUAGAUUGUAUAUAGGUCAUCACUCUGAUCGAUCCCGGAGUAGUGACAUUUUAACACGGUGAAGCCCAACUACAUUGAAUCUACUUGUUUCGAAUAGGUUAGCAACUAUCUCACUUUGGUAUCUAUAGUUUUCGAUUUGCUUUGUCGAACACUUAUUUAUAAAUAAUGAAUUUCAUCUUCCAAGUUUUCAUGCCUGCAAA
This is a messenger RNA of Gossypium arboreum, 1614 nucleotides long. RefSeq lists its product as uncharacterized. Gene Ontology annotation, biological process: regulation of transcription by RNA polymerase II. Gene Ontology annotation, cellular component: SAGA complex. The transcript has 2 exons. Bases 245 to 1330 code for a protein of 361 amino acids. Lineage: Eukaryota; Viridiplantae; Streptophyta; Magnoliopsida; Malvales; Malvaceae. Gene Ontology annotation, molecular function: transcription coactivator activity. The record is from RefSeq and is a predicted model, not a curated record.